Messenger RNA from [Torrubiella] hemipterigena, 1196 nucleotides. The record is from the annotation of a GenBank genome assembly. NCBI's taxonomy places the organism in Eukaryota, Fungi, Ascomycota, Sordariomycetes, Hypocreales, Clavicipitaceae.
ACCGAAUUUUGUAAAGCCAACCGCCAUUUUAUCCAAGAUUCUUCUCAGCCACCAUCGUUCUGUCACUCAUAAUGGCGCCUAUUCUUCGCCGACUGGCUAUUAUGCCAGCAUUUCUUCUUCUCGUGUCUGCACAAGCCAACAUCACCCCACGCGGCUGGUAUCCCACAGUCAAGUCUAUUGAAGAAAUGGGCAACGUUAUUGAUCCUCAUCUCAACCGAGACUCUUGCGGCUCUACACGUGUAGGAGACCGAGUGCUAUGGUCGUGCCGCGAUACACAGCCCAAUGAUGUCAACGGCAAGCCAAUUCUACCUGUCUGGGCAUCAUCAGCAGCAUGGACCAAUUUUGGCUUCCUAAACACUCCGGAAACCAGCAUGUAUGCCACCUCCAGCCGCCAGCCCUACUUUCCCUACGCGGCCGAUGAGUGCCCCGAGAACUCGGCCGGCGGAUGUCCUGACGGCACGCGGUAUGCCAUCUGGAGCGACUCACCGCCUGUAGUCACCUCUGUUAAUGGUAAUAUCACGACAGCCUAUACAUGGAUUCGCAAGUCGCAUAUCCGUGGUCUUGAAACGGUGGAUAAAGACCCAGCGACGAGCUUGUACCGCUUUGUAUACGAUGUCAACUCACAUGAUCGCAACAUGGUGCCUCCUCAGAAACUCAUUGACGAACACUUUUGGCCGCAGGGCAGUAUUCCUUUUGGGGCAUAUGGCAGCGUCGUCAAGGAUGGAGUUGCCUAUCUCUUUGGCCAGCCAGACAACAAAAAGGUGUGUCUGGCGAAGGUGCCGGCUGCGAGCGUCGAGGACCAUUCCAAGUACCAGUAUUGGGUCAAUGGCAGUUGGACGAAUAAGCGGCCAGGGAUCAACGACAACUGCGAUAUUCCCAAUGUCAGUGCUGGUGGCCAGGGGACUUACUACUUUUCGUACCACUGGAACAAGUGGGUGUGGAUUGGCCAGCCAGGCAUUAGCGUGUCGUCGUACUUUAUGGUGACAACGGCAGACAAGAUUGAGGGCCCUUGGGAGAAGCCGGUUUUCUUUUAUCAGGGCCAUGAUGGCUCAGCUCCGCUGGCUGCGUAUUCGCUGCAGGCACAUCCUGGGUUGAGCGGACUGGGUAUUGCGGAUGGGAACGAGAUCUUUAUCACCUAUACGAAGCACGACGAGGACCAGUACACGACACCUCUUGUGCGAAUCAAGUGGAAUUAG